Messenger RNA from Fusarium proliferatum ET1, 219 nucleotides. RefSeq lists its product as uncharacterized. The record is from RefSeq and is a predicted model, not a curated record. Lineage: Eukaryota; Fungi; Ascomycota; Sordariomycetes; Hypocreales; Nectriaceae. The coding region runs from base 1 to 219 and encodes 72 amino acids. The transcript has 2 exons.
AUGCCUGAGGGACGUCAAUCACCAGCUCCCGAGCAGCUGAGCGGCCGCCAGCAGCAGGACCCUCCUGGCUCUGGUCACGGAAUCAACAAGACUGAUGACAAGGACCCCAAGAGCCAGCUUGAGGCAAGAAAUCCGCCAAUUCCAAACCUCUCAUCCAACCCCAAGGGUAUUACCGACGAUAUUGUGGAAGAGAAAUUCUCCAAGACUGAGAAGAAAUAG